Messenger RNA from Bombus impatiens (common eastern bumble bee), 1018 nucleotides. RefSeq lists its product as uncharacterized. The transcript is spliced from 3 exons. The record is from RefSeq and is a predicted model, not a curated record. NCBI's taxonomy places the organism in Eukaryota, Metazoa, Arthropoda, Insecta, Hymenoptera, Apidae. The coding region runs from base 83 to 916 and encodes 277 amino acids.
AACUAAAAAUUUUAUAAAUAUAAAAUAAAUAAAACAUAUGUAGUUAAAGGGAAAGUAUGUUGUAAAACUUAAAAAAGAAACGAUGGUUAAAAAACGAGGAAUUGUGUGGAACUACUAUAAUAAAAAAAUGUUAGGAUCUCAAGUGAUUGCAUUUUGUAAGUUUUGUAAUCAAUCAUACAUUCAAAAUGCUACUCGUAUGGAACGACAUAUGGAAAAAUGUCCAAAGUGUCCAGAAGAUGUUAGACAACAAUUUAUGCAAGUAGCUCAUAACAAGAGGCAUAAAGCUAAUAAUCUUGACAAUAAAAUGAACGAUGGAUGGCCAAAACAAGAAUCUUCGGUAGAUCACAACAUUACAGAUACAGAGUUAGAAGAUUUAGAUGAUUGGAAUUAUAAAAAUCAGUCAUAUUUAGUUGAUACAUCUAAUGCAAUACAGCAAAAUAUGGAUUUAGUAAUGCAUAAUAAUGAACAAAAUUGGGUAAAUCAGGAUAAUGCGGUUAAAAAUCAUGAUACAGAUACAAGAUUAGUUAGUAGGAAUUGGGAAACAAGUGAAAAUGAUACAGAAACAAUUGCAGCUGCUGGAUCUCAAGAACGAUCAAGUUCAGUUCACCAAAGAAAGUCAUAUAAUCCUAGAAGAAUAUCAGCUGUUUCUUCUGUACAAACAUCAGAUUGUUUACCCUUACAAAAUAAAAUAUAUCAAGAACAAUUAUUAGAAAGACGUGCCUUAAGAAGAGCUGCAGAAUUAGAAGUACAGCGUAAAGCCUUGGAACUAGAAAGAUUUCAAUGGGAAUAUGAGAGAGAUAAACUUCAAACUGAAGUUCGUUGGGCUCAUGAAACUCGUAUGAUGCAACUUAAAGAAGAACGGGAAAGACAUUUGACUGAACAGAGUAGAAUAAAGACAGUUUCACAUAUAGUCUAAUUCAUUCUAGAAGCAACAUUUUUCUUUUGACAGUAAAAGACAACGAAGUUUAACAAUCCUCUUUAGCUCAACAAUGUCACAAUCAGUGAAUACAAGUGUCGG